UGUGUGUGUGUGUGUGUGUGUGUGUGUGUGUGUGUGUGUGUGUGUGUGUGUGUGUGUGUGUGUGUAUGAACAGCAUGGCCAACAUCGCGGUCCAGCGGAUCAAACGGGAGUUUAAAGAGGUCCUGAAAAGCGAAGAGACGAGUAAAAACCAAAUCAAGGUGGAUUUAGUGGAUGAGAAUUUCACAGAACUGAAGGGGGAGAUCGCAGGACCGCCAGACACGCCUUAUGAAGGAGGCAGAUAUCAACUAGAAAUUAAAAUUCCAGAUACAUAUCCAUUUAAUCCACCAAAGGUUCGGUUUAUAACAAAGAUCUGGCAUCCCAACAUCAGCUCAGUAACAGGCGCCAUAUGUUUGGACAUCCUGAAGGACCAGUGGGCAGCGGCGAUGACCCUCCGAACAGUUUUACUGUCACUACAGGCUCUUCUGGCCGCCGCUGAACCAGAUGACCCACAGGACGCUGUAGUUGCCAAUCAGUAUAAACAGAACCCAGAGAUGUUCAAACAGACGGCUCGACUCUGGUCGCAUGUUUACGCAGGAGCUCCUGUCUCCAGCCCAGAAUACACUCGCAAAAUAGACAAGCUCUGUGCCAUGGGCUUUGAUCAAAACGCAGUAAUCGUGGCGUUGUCGUCGAAAUCCUGGGACGAGGAGACGGCGACAGAACUCUUGCUUAGCAACUGAGUCCAGCCUGAGGGACCAAGCACCUUAUCUCACACAAUCCCAGCCUCAAUCUCCUCCUCCUCAGCUCACACUACCUUCAUCUUUCUGUCAUCUUUUCCCAUUCCUCUGUUUGGAUAAGUUCAUCUCAUACUGAGAAUGCCAUCAUCUUUAUGUUGUUUUAAACUUAUCUGACUUCAUUUCUUCAGCAGAAGACGUUUAGCUGAAUGUUCACGCCGCUCUUUAUAUAAGGAACUGGCUGGUGAUUUGGCCUCCACCCGCUUUCCUUGUAUAAUGCAGAAUGGUGUGGAAGCUUGUUUCCACC
Carassius carassius (crucian carp) is the source of this 978-nucleotide messenger RNA. RefSeq names its product ubiquitin-conjugating enzyme E2Ka (UBC1 homolog, yeast) (gene ube2ka). Bases 66 to 677 code for a protein of 203 amino acids. Gene Ontology annotation, molecular function: protein binding; ubiquitin conjugating enzyme activity. NCBI's taxonomy places the organism in Eukaryota, Metazoa, Chordata, Actinopteri, Cypriniformes, Cyprinidae. Gene Ontology annotation, cellular component: nucleus. The record is from RefSeq and is a predicted model, not a curated record. Gene Ontology annotation, biological process: proteasome-mediated ubiquitin-dependent protein catabolic process; protein polyubiquitination. The transcript has 7 exons.